AUGCCUUUGUGCAGGGCCCUGAUAGCAGGUGGCUGGUGCCCCCGAGAUGGAGGUGUCGCUGCGGCUCGGAGAGCGGGCACGAACUCUGCGGGGCCUGGAGGCCCACUGUGUGCGGGCUUUUGCAGAGGCCCUGGAGGUGGUGCCCUACACGCUGGCAGAGAAUGCCGGCUUGCACCCAAUCGCCACCGUCACCGAGCUCCGCAACAAGCAUGCCCAGGGAGAGCGUGAUUCUGGCAUCAACGUGCGCAAGGGUUCCGUGACCAACAUCUUGGAAGAGAACGUGGUGCAGCCUCUGCUGGUGUCGGUGAGCGCCAUCACGCUGGCUGCAGAGACCGUGCGUAGCAUCCUCAAGAUAGACGACAUUGUCCAGACAGUGCGCUGAUGCGCGACCGCCACCUGCAGCUUGGCAGCAGCUGGGCUCUGCCUCUUCGUCUCUCACCAGAAGCCAAAAAGAAAGCAAGACAAACCUUAUGGCAGGCCCAUCAACAAGGGCAGGGCCUGGCUAAAUAAAA
This is a messenger RNA of Rhipicephalus sanguineus (brown dog tick), 512 nucleotides long. Its product is annotated as T-complex protein 1 subunit delta. Bases 47 to 382 code for a protein of 111 amino acids. The record is from RefSeq and is a predicted model, not a curated record. Gene Ontology annotation, cellular component: chaperonin-containing T-complex. Lineage: Eukaryota; Metazoa; Arthropoda; Arachnida; Ixodida; Ixodidae. Gene Ontology annotation, molecular function: ATP-dependent protein folding chaperone; ATP binding. The transcript is spliced from 2 exons. Gene Ontology annotation, biological process: protein folding.